Messenger RNA from Penaeus monodon (black tiger shrimp), 890 nucleotides. Its product is annotated as ubiquitin-conjugating enzyme E2 D2B-like. NCBI's taxonomy places the organism in Eukaryota, Metazoa, Arthropoda, Malacostraca, Decapoda, Penaeidae. The transcript has 4 exons. The record is from RefSeq and is a predicted model, not a curated record. The coding region runs from base 123 to 572 and encodes 149 amino acids.
CUAGAGUCGAGGCGAUAAGAACUGGCUCUCUACCGGCUCUUGCCACACUAUUUGGGGCGAGCGGUGACUGUGAAGGCUUUUUCUCGUGUGAUUAAAAACCUUUUGGGAAAAAUUGCUUCGGUAUGACUGCACUACAGAGGAUAACUAAGGAGCUACAGGACAUCGCAGACAACCCUCCAGGCCAGUGCUCCGCAGGACCCGUGGGCAACGACCUGUUCCACUGCCGGGCGACCAUCAUGGGCCCCAAAGGCUCGCCGUUCGAAGGGGGACUCUUCGACCUCGCUAUUGACUUCCCCAAAGACUACCCCUUCAAGCCGCCGCACAUCAGAUUCACGACGCCAAUCUAUCACAUGAACAUUAAUUUAAAAGGAGGAAUAUGCUUGGACAUAUUACACAGCAAAUGGAGUCCCGGCAUUUCUCUGUCCAAAGUCCUGGUAGUGAUCGGGGCUCUAAUGAAUGACCCGAAUCCCGCCCACGGCCUUCGGGAGGACCUCCGCCAGGAAUACCUCAGAGACAAAGCUUCUUACAUCAGGAAUGCCCGGAAGUGGACGCAGAUGUACGCCAGCAAUUAACUGCACUCCGUUUCCUGCACUCCGUUUCCUGCACUCCUUUUCCUGCACUCCGUUUCCUGCACUCCGUUUCCUGCACUCCGUUUCCUGCACUCCGUUUCCUGCACUCCGUUUCCUGCACUCCGUUUGCUUCUGUUAGAUUUUCUUCGUCAGUUCCUUCUCUGUUGUCUUUUUCUUCUUCUUCUGCCUCGUCCUCUUAUCAUUCGUUUAGAUAUAUGUUAUAAUACUGAUUUUCGUGUUAUUAUCAUGGUUGUUAUUAUUAUUAUAAUAACAACCAUGUCUCUCUUCCUUUCUCCCCUUUUUUCUUAUAUAUAUAUAUAU